AUGGCGUGGCCAGGUCCUUGGCCUCUCGGGUCCUCCGACGACGUCGCGGCGCUGGUUGCCAACGGCUGCCUUGCGCCUCUGUUCGCCCUUGUCUUUUCCUUCCAUCCCUCUCAUCUCUGGCCCGAGGGACUCCAAGUGUCGGGCGCGGGGCGUCCUCCCCUGCCGCCUGGAGGCCAUGAAGAAGAAGAGGUGCUGGAGCAGUUUUUGUGGGCUCUUGGAAACAUCGCGGGCAACAGCAUACACUUUCGAGACCUUCUCCUGUCGCCCAAGGCCUUAUUCCAGCACAUUCAGCAACUCCCAAGGUGCCCGUCGUUACAGAGACAGCCUCCACUGCUUCGCCUUCUCCAGCGCUACGGCGAAACUCUCGUACGCCUGCAGCAAAAACUCCACAGCAAAAGCAGUGCCGACCAGAACGCGGAGUGCCCGUCUCCUUCCCUGCAGGAACAGCUCCUCGCUCUUCUGCCUCAGUGCCAAAACAUCCAAACCUGGCGCACAGGCAUUUGGCUCCUCUCCCACUUGCAGGGGACAACCCCGACCGCAGUCGUGCCGCAGCUCCAGCACGCCCUGCUCCAUCUGCAGGAUGAGGAGACGCUGGCUGACGCACGCUGGGCCCUUGAGGGCCUCGCUGCCCAUCCGCGAGGCGCUGCGAUGCUUGUCGAGCGGCGCGAGCUCCUCACAUCCGUUAUUCACAUUCUGGCGCAGUGCAGCAAGGAAUGCUGCUGCGCCUCGUCGUGCGCCUCGUCGUGCGCCUCGUCACCCAAUUUCGCUGGUUUCCCCUCGCACCCUUUUGAGGCUUCUGCGUCUCGCCCUGAACAGGGGAACCGGCCGUCGGCGCGCAGCACCUGCUGCCGAGUCUGCUCAGACUCUUCUGGCGGCUCGGCGCGAGACUCCGAGACAGAUUCGCAGCACCAAAUGUGCGUGCGGCCUGCUCUGCGCAUUGUGGGUCAGGUCGCAACGGGCAGCGUGCGGCAGACGCAGCUCCUUCUGGACUGCUGGGUCACAGGGUCUGACCAGCCUGAUGCGCGCGGCGAGGCCGCGAGCAGCGGUGCGCACCAGAGCUUGAGCCGGGAGCCUUCCUCCUUGCUGCUUCACAUUUUGCGAGUCUUGCUGUGCCACGACUGGAAGGCAGUCCGGAAGGACUGCGGAUGGUGCAUUAGCAACAUCGCCGUAGGGCCGCUUCAUCAGCUCCAGCAGCUGCUGCGCGUGAGAACUCUCGAGGCGGUGCUGGUGCAGCUCGCCACGUGUGAAGAGGAGGAAGAGGAAGUGUGUGAGAUGCUCCGAGUCACUGCACGGACGGCUGACCCGAAGGCUGCUGCGGCGGCGGCUGAUGCGGUGGCUUGCAUUCUCGAAAAGGCCGCGCCGGAAAUGCCCCCGCGAGCGCAGACAUUGAGUGCACACAGCGAGCCGCCUCCUGUGCUUAUCCUAGAGGCGCCGCCCCUCUCUGUGGAGCGCCUGCGAGGAAUUCGUGGGCGAAUGGAGAGGCCGAUGGCAGGCUGGGGCCGAGCCAGCGCCUCGCUUCUCGAAGAAGACUGCCCCAUGCUGAUGCAGCUCCUCCUCGAGCAGCUUCAGCAACAGAGCGGCCUGUGCCCUGAGGUCGCUGCGCGAAUUGGGCGGACCGGCGAGGCCCUCCUUGCAGUCGCCGCCGUCGUCAGUCGACAGCAGUCGCUCGUUCAGCAGCUGUUGCACCAGUGCCACCAGUACCAUGCGCAUGUUGUCACGGACCAUUUACUGAGAGAAAAUGUGCCAAAAAGGUCUCACGAAGGCCGGGCGCGACUCAUUCCUCGAGAAGACCUCCAGGACCGUCUCUCAGUGGGAGUGAAGGAAGCAGCAGCGGCUCAGACCCUGAUCUCUACCCGCGUGGGGGGUGAGCCCGGCGAUGGUCAGCAAUCUGUUUUUUCCUUUAUUGACGGGAAGCGGCUUUGCAGCAGACGACCAGCGUCUCAGUUUCCUUGA
Besnoitia besnoiti is the source of this 1953-nucleotide messenger RNA. RefSeq names its product Armadillo/beta-catenin family repeat-containing protein. Gene Ontology annotation, molecular function: nuclear import signal receptor activity. Gene Ontology annotation, biological process: NLS-bearing protein import into nucleus. The coding region runs from base 1 to 1953 and encodes 650 amino acids. The record is from RefSeq and is a predicted model, not a curated record. NCBI's taxonomy places the organism in Eukaryota, Apicomplexa, Conoidasida, Eucoccidiorida, Sarcocystidae. Gene Ontology annotation, cellular component: nucleus. The transcript has 5 exons.